Molecule: messenger RNA, 1658 nt
Organism: Aedes albopictus (Asian tiger mosquito)
Lineage: Eukaryota; Metazoa; Arthropoda; Insecta; Diptera; Culicidae
Exons: 1
Source: RefSeq, a predicted model, not a curated record
CUAGAUACCCCUUCAGUGGGAUCUUCUGGUCUCUCGCAGUCCCAACAACCGGGCAGUGGGUCGAAUUCCUCGCUUAACCAAUCCCGCUAUUUUUCGAGCUUGGCAGCGAACCGGUACCGCAAAUCAUCGAGCCCAGCUCGACAGCUUCUAGGUGGUGUCGGUAGCUACGCUACGACCGGUCGAACUUCACGCUUCCCAAGCUCCAAACUGUCUGCCCUCGGGGGAGGCAUAGCGAGGAACAUUCGAGCCUCCGAAAUGCGAAGGAGUUCUGCGGCUGGGUUGAAUGCAGCAUCACAGCGACCCCCACUACCUCCUAAAAUUGAGAACCGCUGCCAUAGCUAUGAAGGACUGCUACGAGAAGAAAAGAAACCCUCUGAAGGAGAAGAUCGUACGGAUUCGAGACUCCCCGACACUGUAUCGGCCGACACUACGCCGGAACCGGCCAAACCAACUGAGGAGUCUAUUAAAACCAAAAACCGCAGAUCUCGCAGCAUGGAUGACUUAUUCGACGAUGACCGUGAUCUUAGGGAUUUUCUCGACAAUACGCAGAGCAUGGAAAACCUCGUAUCCGAGGAAACCCCAACUGAACCGCAAUCUCCCUUGAAAAUCGUGGGAAACAUUUGCUUUAAUCCUCGAUUUGUCGAACCCGUUAGCCCUGAGACUCCCGAAACGCCCGACCCUCGUAUCGAUACGGCAUCUCCUGAGUCGUGCGGCGAACAACCCUGUGAAAACGAAACCAUCACCGUGGACAGCACUCCACGUGCGAAGAAGCAUGACAUCGAAGAAGACAAAGCACCGCCUGAAGAUGACGUACUGUCGACGAACUCGUCGCUGAAUUCGUUCGCUUGCACAAGCGACACCACUUCGGUGAGCAAGAAGUCCAAUACGCCUUUCAUCAACAAAUACGUCAAGAAGGUGAAAUCGCUGAUGAAGAAGUAGACACUUAAUCUCUCGAAUAUCUGAGCAACAAGUAUCCAACUCUCCACACGCAAUUCGUCCGUUAACUCAAACGAAAGUUUUUAAAAUUUUACUGAAAAAAAUGUGAUCUUGUAGAACUAAACUAAGUAUAGUUAAGUCAUAAUUGUAACUAUAGUACUGCGAAGAUGUAUGCCUUUUAUGACCUUUUUUAAUGUUUUAUCGUACCUGUUUCAAAUUUUCACUGACGUAAACGAUUCAGAGAACACCAGCACGCCAUGCUACGCUUCAUGAGUUGACUAAAUGUACGGACAGAAUCAGGUAUUUUAGCUGGAUCUAACUAAUGUGAUUGCUUGGCGAUUGAGCGAGCGAUGAAAAGGAGUAAAAUAUAUUAUUUUAACCAUUAUUAGGCUUAGUUGCAAUCGUAGGUUAUACAUUUGAAUAUUUAUAACUGUAAUCGAAUCAAACAUACACACAUACAUAGGCACUUUGGUGCGCGAGACUCCGGUCUUAGCUAAUAUUCAUAUAUUUUCGUUAUUUAUAGCUACAGAAAUGUGUCAUUUUAUAGAAUAGCGCACUCCAUUGUGAAUUAUAUUUAACUACUAGUGGAUACGAAGAGCAGGAUCCAUGUGCUUUUUAAUGCCACGUACAGUUCAUUUUCAGGAUGUAUUAUGGUUUUUAAAAAAUGACAACCAGAAGUGUAACUAAUUCAAAUCAUAAAUAUAUGUAUAUCAAAAAAGCAA